Messenger RNA from Podospora anserina S mat+, 900 nucleotides. RefSeq lists its product as uncharacterized. The annotation marks the transcript as partial. NCBI's taxonomy places the organism in Eukaryota, Fungi, Ascomycota, Sordariomycetes, Sordariales, Podosporaceae. The transcript has 2 exons. The record is from RefSeq and is a predicted model, not a curated record.
CCCCAGCCUUGUGAUGAAAUAGGGCCAUCGUCACGUUCCAUCACCGUGACCUUGACCGAAAAGCUCCCAUCCUCCUCUGAUCGCGUCUUUGAUGAACUGCCAUGGUACCGUUCCUGGGUGAUCGAGCAGGUCCGUAGUCAGCCACGACGAAUCUUCCUAUGUCUGCCGGAGAUUGAUUUCGAUGGAGAUCCCGACUGGACGGGCUUCUUUCUCCUUUGGGACCAGAUACCAGAACUCAUCCUCCGCCCAGGGCCCAAAAGCAUCAGCAGCAUCACGGACACGCUCAUAAGUUCCGGCACCAUAUCAAUCCAAGACAACGACGAAGGUCCUCAGUCCGCCAAAGACCUCGUAUUUUCUGUCCUCGGACGGCAAAGUGUCUGCCGCGUGGAGAUUCAAUGGGUCGACUGCCUACCCUGCCACCUCGAGCUCGACAGACCUUCAGGGAGGCUUUUCGUCUACCGAUACCCAUCAUUUUGCGUCGCGAGUCUCCAGCAACACCGAGGGGUGGACGGGAAUGAAGGGCGCAACAGUGUGGUAUAUCGCUGCGCAUUCGACAGACCGGAUUUGGUCCCGUGGGCAACCGAGGAGGGUGUCACAGGUCUGCUGGAGGAGGUGUUGCUUUCAUUUCAGUGUCCUGUGCCGUUGACUGGGCGGGAUGAGUACAAUCUUGCUGGUGACUUCCCCCAUCUUCGCAGCAGGAUUGUCCGGUUGAACAGUUAUGCAGCAGGCAAGAAACCACGCUCUCUUCGCCAGCUAUGGCAGGACAGGCGGGACUCGACCGCAUGGCUCGCGUUCUGGAGCGUCCUGAUCUUUGGCACAUCAAGCAUUCUGAUCGGUCUUGUGCAGAUGGUCUUUCAAAUCUUGCAGUAUGUUGACUCUAUGAAGAAAGUCGGGGACUGA